UCAGCAACCGCCGCAGUCUCCGGCUCCCUGUGUGGGAGCUUAAGGGUUCAUGGGGAGCCUUCCCAUGUGCAACUGCCGCGCGGGGCAGCAACCUGAUCAGUGGACUGAAGUUCGAGUUGAUGAUCUAGAGACCAAACGCCUCGAGACAGCUCGAAAGCUAUUUGAGCUGGCUGACUUGAAUGGCGAUGGGCUGCUCAGCGUCGAUGAAUUUUCAGAGAUGGGUCUGAAUCAGACGAAGGUCCAUGCGGAGAAGCAGCUGACACCCGGAGACGAGCAACUCAUCAAAGAUGAAUUUGUUCAGAAGUAUCAGCGUGAGCUCGAUUCGUCACUGCGUCCGGUGACCUGUGACGAGUACCAGGAAUAUAUUCUGCGGUUUGCGAAUAGAAUCGACCCUGGUGACUUCAAGGCACAGUCAAUGAUGCUGGAGGGUUUCUUGGUGGAGGCAACCAUCGCUCGAUGCAUAGCUGUUGAGGAAGCAUCGGCGUUGCCAACCAUCCUCACAAGUGAAUUGGGCAGAGAAUGGGGAAAGACUCAAUGGCCACAGGAGCCCCUUGACAAUGCGGACUGCGGGGGUGUCACACCAUCACAAACGUGAUGUUUUUGCAGCUGAAAGUGAAAGUGUCUGAAAA
Cladocopium goreaui is the source of this 629-nucleotide messenger RNA. The record is from the annotation of a GenBank genome assembly. NCBI's taxonomy places the organism in Eukaryota, Dinophyceae, Suessiales, Symbiodiniaceae.